UAUGAAAGACAAGGGAUUGCCGUAAUGCCACCGACAGUACCUGGGAGCCUUCAAGGCCCAUUUCUGGGUGUUCCUCGAGGUACAGUGAGAAGACAAAAAUCAAUAGGUAUAACGGAGGAAGAACGACAAUUUUUGGCUCCCCCAAUGCUUAAAUUUACUAGAAGUCUAUCUAUGCCAGACACCUCUGAAGAUAUCCCUCCACCACCACAGUCUUUACCUCCAACACCACCACCUCCUUCUCCCUCACUUUACAACUCCCCCAAAUCUCCAAUGUCUAGAAUCUAUGGAACAAUAAAGCCUGCAUUUAAUCAGAAUUCAGUUUCAAAGAUAGCUCUUUUGGGUAGAUCUGAAAAUAUGGGAACGGUGAUCAGGGACAAAGGGAUAUAUUACCGAAGAGAGCUGGACCGUUAUUCUCUAGAUUCUGAGGACUUAUAUAGCAGAAAUGCAGCAACUCAGGCAAGCUUCAGAAACAAGAGAGGUCAAAUGCCAGAAAACCCAUACUCUGAAGUUGGAAAAAUAGCAAGCAAAGCAGUAUAUGUCCCAGCCAAACCAGCAAGACGGAAGGGAAUGCUAGUAAAACAAUCUAAUGUUGAGGAUAGUCCAGAAAAAACUUGUUCUAUUCCAAUUCCAACCAUCAUUGUUAAAGAGCCAUCUACUAGUAGUAGUGGGAAAAGUAGCCAAGGAAGCAGCAUGGAAAUUGACUCACAGCCUUCAGAACAACCAGGACAGCUCAGACCUGAAGAUAAUCUUUCUGGCAGUAGUCCAUUUGCAGCAGCUAUUGCUGGGGCAGUAAGGGACAGGGAGAAAAGGUUAGAAGCAAGGCGUAACUCUCCAGCUUUCCUUUCCACUGAUCUUGGAGAUGAAGAUGUUGGGUUAACACCUCCAACACCACGCAUGAGACAAUCUAAGUUUACAGAAGAGGGAAUGUUUGAUAACGAAGACAACUUUAGCCAACUUGUAUCACCAUCUCCCAUCCCAGCACCAAGAGAGCCCGAAAAUAAUUUUAAUAGUAAAGAAUUGAAUAAUCAAAGUGAAACAAGGACACCAAGCUCUUCAGCCCCAACAGCAGUGGGUUCAGAAAACAAUGCAUUGGCCAUUCAGAAUACUGGUGUGGCCAGUUUGGAUAGCUAUGUUCAUCCACUCACAGGAAAAUUACUGGAUCCAAAUUCCCCUUUAGCCCUUGCCCUUUCUGCCAGAGACAGAGCAAUGAAAGAGCAAACCCAACAAACUCCAGGGAAAGGGGAAUCUGGUAAAAGCGAAUUAAACAAACCCCGCGCGGAAGAUACGCGAGAUGCGGUCGAGCAUUUCACAUUUCCUGUUACAGCUACAAGUGCUAAGCAAAAUGGACGUGGUCCACUACGGAGACAGGGAACAGGAAGCAAAUAUGAGACAGGUCUGGGUAAGGAGAGGAGACCUGAAGAAAAGAAGAAUAUGCUUCGACAAAUCUUCGUCAGAUCCUCCUCAUCAGAAGUCUCUAUCUUGCUCAUGGUUCAUACAGUAGACACAGCACAAGCUAAUGAUACCCCUGAAAAUGAAGAGGAAAGAGCUGAAACAGAUGUAAAUGUUGAACAACCUCUGGAAGAUGCACAGCAAAAUACAGAUCCAGCAGAAAGUGGACUAGAUGAUGCUGGCAUGCCAGAACCACCUGCCUCUCCCUGCAAAACUAUUGUAGCUGUUGGCUCUGUAGAUGAUCCUAUCGUUUUGCCAUUUCGUAUCCCCCCACCUCCUUUAGCUUCUGUUGAUCUUGAUGAAGAUUUCAUCUUUACUGAGCCAUUACCACCUCCUUUGGAAUUUGCAAACAGUUUUGAUAUCCCUGAUGACCGUUCAGUUCCAGGUUCUGUACUAACAGACUUGCUCAAACAGAGAAAAAAUGGAACUGCAUCUGCUUCACUUCACCCACUUCAAUCCACAAAUUCACUAGACAGUAAGAAACCACUGGGUCUUUCAAACUGUUUGCCUGCCUCAUUUUUACCACCCCCUGAAAAUUUUGAUAAUGUCAUCGAUUCUGGGAUUGAAGAGGUGGAUAGUCGAAGCAGUAGUGACCAUCACUUAGAGACAACCAGCACUAUCUCAACUGUGUCCAGCAUCUCUACCUUGUCCUCUGAAGGUGGCGAGAACUUGGAUACUUGUACAGUCUAUGCAGAUGGGCAAACAUUUCUGGUGGACAAACCCCCAGUACCUCCUAAGCCAAAAAUGAAGCCCAUAAUCAACAAAAGCAAUGCACUUUAUAAGGAUGCGCUAAUUGAAGAAACUGUAGAUAGUUUUGUUAUUCCUCCACCUGCUCCACCCCCACCUCCUAUCAGCACACAACCCAACAUGGCUAAAAUUGUACAGCAAAGGACCUCUAAGCUAUGGGGUGAUGUAACAGAAGUUAAAAGCCCAGUUCUCUCAGGCCCAAAGGCUAACGUCAUUAGUGAAUUGAAUUCAAUACUCCAGCAAAUGAACAGAGACAAAUCCUCAAAGCCAGGGGAAGGACUGGAUUCACCUACUGGAACAAAACUUGCAAGUCUUAGUACAAGGAGCAUAGAAGGGGCUUCUAUCAUUGCUGCAACAUUGACCUGA
This is a messenger RNA of Sphaerodactylus townsendi, 2562 nucleotides long. Its product is annotated as SH3 and multiple ankyrin repeat domains protein 2-like. Gene Ontology annotation, molecular function: synaptic receptor adaptor activity; ionotropic glutamate receptor binding. Lineage: Eukaryota; Metazoa; Chordata; Lepidosauria; Squamata; Sphaerodactylidae. The record is from RefSeq and is a predicted model, not a curated record. Gene Ontology annotation, cellular component: dendritic spine; postsynaptic membrane; postsynaptic density.